AUGACCACAAUCGACUUCGCUGCCGCUCAGCAACGUGUAGCAGCGCGUCAAGAGCGCAGACUCGCCCAAUCCCGAGCCGAUGCAAGCUCUCGACAAGCCUCCCAUGCCUCAAGCGCAUUUAGUCGACUCCCCUUCCCCUUAGACUCAAUCGGAAAGCAAGCUUUACAAACAUGGGACCAGAUCAAGGGACGAGAAGGGACAAGACCUUACUUUCGUGUCGGUCAAGUCGACGCAGAACUUCUGGAUGAAGAGCUCCUUGAGUUGCUCAGGGGACAAGUUGGCGAAGGGUUGAAAUACUUUGGUACGCACAUUCGAGACGACUACUCCUCCGAGAUCCAGCUCGCUCUCCGCCUCAUUCUCUUCAAGCUCUCCAUCUGGGACCAUAAUGCCUCCUACGGAGCCUCUCUACAAAGUCUCCGCUACACGGAUGCGCGAAACUCAGGUCUUCUGCCAUUACCUCCAACAACAGCUCAAAAGCUUCUCUACGGCUUCUUCACGGUCGGUGGUCGCUACGGCUGGGAGAAAUGGGAAGAUUGGCUCCUGGACCGCGAAGACCGACCAUCCCAACCUACACGUCUGCUCUCAAGAUUAUCCGCACUCUUUUCAACCACGUACUCAGUAGCAGCUUUCGUCUCCUUUUUGUUCUUCCUCCUCAAUGGCCGCUACCGCACCCUUCUCGAUCGCAUCCUGCGCAUGCGUCUAGCACCGCCCACUCCGUAUCAGCUAAGGAGGGAUGUCUCUUUUGAGUAUCUCAACCGCCAACUCGUUUGGCACGCUUUUACCGAGUUCCUGCUCUUCUUGUUGCCGCUUGUUGGGAUCUCAAGAUGGCGAAGAUGGAUCUCGCGAUCAUGGCGGAAGACGAAACGGUUCGUGCAACAGAGCAGUAAGGGCGAGAAAGACGACGAAAUGGAGCAGAAAGGAGAAUUGGCUUUUCUUCCGGAGAGGACGUGCGCGAUCUGCUAUCAUGACCAGAACCCGAUGGUCAGCGCAGGAGACGAGGGCGCAGCUGUUGCCGCGGCUGUUGGACAAGGCGGUAUUGUGGGGGGCGCUCGGGCGGAUAUCACGAAUCCGUACGAGACCGUGCCCUGUGGAUGCAUCUAUUGCUACAUUUGUAUUGCCACGAAGCUAGAGGCGGAAGAGGGGGAAGGGUGGAUAUGUCUGAGGUGUGGAGAAUUGGUCAAAGAGUGUGAGCCUUGGAACGGUGACGUCCUGGAGGUGAGAGAAGAUGAAGAAGAGAGCUCGCCGCGCAAUGUUAUUCAGAUACAUGCAGAUGAGACGCUGGCUACCGAAGAGUCUGAUGAUGCGCGUGGGUUUUCAAAAGGAGAGUGGAAGCAGCAUGAAUCCGAUUCUGGGGUUGAUCUUGGGAGUGGCUGA
This is a messenger RNA of Bacidia gigantensis, 1374 nucleotides long. RefSeq lists its product as uncharacterized. The coding region runs from base 1 to 1374 and encodes 457 amino acids. Gene Ontology annotation, cellular component: peroxisomal membrane. The record is from RefSeq and is a predicted model, not a curated record. NCBI's taxonomy places the organism in Eukaryota, Fungi, Ascomycota, Lecanoromycetes, Lecanorales, Ramalinaceae. The transcript has 2 exons. Gene Ontology annotation, molecular function: zinc ion binding. Gene Ontology annotation, biological process: protein import into peroxisome matrix.